Messenger RNA from Cryptotermes secundus, 2196 nucleotides. Its product is annotated as facilitated trehalose transporter Tret1-2 homolog. Gene Ontology annotation, molecular function: sugar transmembrane transporter activity. Bases 104 to 1681 code for a protein of 525 amino acids. The transcript has 4 exons. Gene Ontology annotation, biological process: transmembrane transport; carbohydrate transport. Gene Ontology annotation, cellular component: membrane. The record is from RefSeq and is a predicted model, not a curated record. Lineage: Eukaryota; Metazoa; Arthropoda; Insecta; Blattodea; Kalotermitidae.
AACGCACCCUCGCUCCCAUAAUAGACGGAGUAUAGCAUAUGUCAAAGUGGUACUGUAUAAUAUACUUAACGUCCUAAGAAGAAAGUUGUAGGUAGUUGUAGGUAUGCCUGUAUUCUGUCAAACAGUAACUAUCACAUUUGUGGUCACAUGGCUAAAGAGUUGCUAUCAUUCAGUACUACAAUAUCUGAGACCUGAAAGUAUGUCAAGGGAACAAUUGGAAAUUUGUGUGGUGGAUCCAACAGGAGAGCCUGAGAAAAGAAAGAAGAUAUGGCCUCAGCACUUGGCUGCAGUUCUUGCGACAAUGUCUGCUGCCUGUGCCGGUGCUGUGGACGGAUGGACUGCAGCAGGUAUCCCCCACCUUGAGCAGCCCUACAACCUAAGUGACAAUAUCACCAUCCCAGGCAUCACAUAUGAUGAAGGGUCCUGGAUCGGUUCCCUCUCCCCACUGGGUUCACUGGUUGGGGCCAUCCCAGCUGGGUACCUGGCCAACCUGCUGGGCCGGCGACUCUUGAUUCUCCUCAUGGCUGCUCCAAUGUUAUUGGGCUGGGUUAUGAUAGUGCUUGCUAAUAAUUCUAUUCUGGUUCUUUACACGGCUCGGUUCAUUCUGGGCUUCACUUGUGGUAUUAUCACAGUAGCUUCGCCCCUCUACAGCGAGGAAAUAUCUGAAGUCAGAAUCCGAGGUGCUUUGGGUGUUUAUCUAGACCUUAUGUUCAAUGUAGGCAUUCUGUACGUCUAUAUUUUUGGUGCCGUUCUCCCAUACCUUUGGAUGUCCAUUGCAUCCACCAUACUUCCAGUUCUGUUUGCUGUCUCAUUCUUUUGGAUGCCUGAGUCACCCAUCUAUCUUCUUUCCAAAGGCCGGAUUGACGAGGCUGAAAAAUCUUUGUGUUGGCUUCGAGGUGCUGGUAGUCAAUAUAGUGCUGAUAUUCAGGAUGAACUGAAAGAAAUGCAGAGCUUUAUAAAGGCAUCCAAAGUCAAUACUUCUGCAUCAAAUGAUAAAAUAUCUAUACCUGCCAUGAUAAGCAAAUCCUUCAAGAACAUUUCUUUUACAUCUGCAACAGCGAAGGCCAUGAAUAUUAUAUUUGGUUUAAUGGCUUUUCGUCAGCUGUGUGGAAUGAAUGCUGUACUAGCCUAUACUGUCGAAAUCUUCAAAGUAGCUGGCAGUUCCUUGAAUCCUCACCUGUGCACAAUUAUUGUUGGUAUAAUUCAACUUAUGGCGACUUUCAUACCUUCAUUCAUAGUUGACCGUGUUGGAAGAAGAGUCCUACUCAUAAUUUCUGGUGCAGGAAUGGCAGUGUGUUUGCUGGCAAUGGUAAUUCGUUUCUAUCUCCUUAAACAAGGAAUAGAUAUUCCAUUCAUGGGGUGGCUUCCUGUGAUUGCUGUAAAUUUAUACAUAGUAGCUUGUUCAAUUGGAUUUGGACCUCUUCCUUGGUUUAUGAUGCCAGAACUUUUAAGCAAUGAAGCUAAAAAUUGGGUCAGUUCAUUUGCCGUUUGCCUUAAUUGGGCACUGGCAUUCUUUGUCACAAAGUUCUUUCCCAUUAUGAUAAAUGACAUGGGUUCAGAGGCGACUUAUGGGACAUUCCUUGUCAUAUGUUUAUUGGGUACCAUAUUUAUCAUGAUUUUUGUACCAGAAACAAAAGGGAAAACCCGAGAAGAGAUACAUCAUCAGUUAUCAAGUAAAUGAAUGGAGUUUUCAUUCUACUCUUUGUUCGUUGUGCUGGAAUAUGAUAUUUCAUGUCAUUAUGAACGUUUAAACAAGAAGAUCUUGAAAUGAAUGACUUUUGUCAACCACCUUCCUACAAAGGCUACCAUUUGUGUAGAAAGACUAUCAGAAAUUUUAUAGAUAAUAAUUAUGGAAUUCAGUGGUCUAUUUCUCUGCAUAAAGAGCACUAGUAUAGACUCCCUGUACUUAAAACUUUCAAACAUACCAUAAACACUUCAUUUCAACAUUAUGUUUGUAAUUUGUAAUACAUAUAUGACAUUAAUUCAAAAUUUGUAAGAAUAUUUUUGCUUUACUGUCAUGCUAAAUUUUGUAAUCCUAGGGGAUACUGUGCAUUGGUUAUUGAAACCAACAGAAAACUAAGCAGAUAAUGGCAUGCUAUUUUACUUUGUACAGUGAAAUCAGUUGAACAGAAGUUUCAUACUUUUUAAGAGAUUUUAGGAUUAAUAACUUAUGUUAUAUUCCAAUGAUACAGUGCG